AUGCCGCCAAACAUGAGAGGAAGAGGAAGGGGACAAGGAGCAUAUGUAGCCCCAAACGACCAUGAAGCCGGACCUUCGCACAGGCGAACACCUUCGGGCUCCCAUAACACAGAUGCUCAGAAUCUGUGGAGGUCUUUUACUGAACCCGCAAGGCACUCGGUUUCACAGAGUACCUCACCUUCUAUCCCACACUCCUUUGGGCCUCAAUCAGAAAAUGAGCCCCACAACUCUCACCAGUCCUAUAUUCCUCUCCAAGGACACCAAUCACCCUUUGACCAACCAUCACCUGUUUUCCAAGGCCUGUUCAACCCUGCUGACUACCUUGAUGUGCCUAUGGGUUUUAACCCACUUGGACCAGAAGACCAUUUCCCUGGCGACAAUGUGAUGGAGGUCAACGAAGAUACCGAUCCCUCAAUGCCACCAUCUGGAACUCCGGACCACCCUAUCGAGAUUUCUGAUGGGUCACCUUUUGUGGGAUCACCAUACAAUGGUCCCGACAGCUUUGAGGAGAGGUUCAGGCAGCAUGACUGGACUUUUCCCCCAGGUUAUAACUUUACAGAGGAUCCCUACUGGGUAGCUGCGAACUACAACUCUCUCAAUCCGGAAGGUACUUUUGGAGGUCCCUGGGCUACGGGACAAUCGACCUAUGGAUACCCAUCAUAUGGAUAUCAGCAGCCGCAGCCUCCUCAACCACCGCAAUAUCCGCUACCACCACCGGCACCGAUGAUGUCGCCGCCACAAGUUCAAGAAAUCCUUCAAGGGAUAAAUGAUGUGCGACGUGAGAUGCGGCAUGAGUUACGGGUCGGCAUAAUCGUGGGAUGUUUAAGAAGAUGGUUGAUUUAA
Messenger RNA from Helianthus annuus (common sunflower), 843 nucleotides. RefSeq names its product MAPK-interacting and spindle-stabilizing protein-like. The record is from RefSeq and is a predicted model, not a curated record. Bases 1 to 843 code for a protein of 280 amino acids. NCBI's taxonomy places the organism in Eukaryota, Viridiplantae, Streptophyta, Magnoliopsida, Asterales, Asteraceae. The transcript is spliced from 2 exons.